AUGAGCGAUAAAGAAGGUUCACAGCCAAACCCACGAAAACGCCGAAGACCCGCGCUGUCCUGCGAGCAAUGUCGACGCCGCAAGGUUCGAUGCGACCGGGAAAUGCCAUGUGGUCCCUGUAUCAAGUCCCACCCCCCAAUGAACUGUGUAUACGUCGACGAGGGAAAAGCGGCUUUAGACGCUAGAGUGGAGCCUUCUCUGACAAGUGAUUCGCAUUCCGACGAGAGACGCGCCUCCUCUCGCGCUGGUGCUGGCCAAGCUUCGGCCGACCGUGCUCGAAUAGCGCAACUUGAACGCAGUAUUCGAGCGCUGAAGGAUCGCGUACAGGAUCUGGAACAGGAAGGAAUUAAUGGCAGUACAGGCCGUUGCUUGGAUGCAAGUUCCCAGCCAUCAAGUGGAGCAAUUGUUCAUCCUGAGGUUGGUAGGUCUGGACCGUCUGGUGGGCCGGAGCAGCCACAAACCUUGAUCUCGCCUUUAGCUCCUCGUAUUAAGAACGACCAUGAAAGGGUGAAGCUCUUUGGUACAACGCAUUGGGCUCUAGUAUUUCAACAGUUCCGUCUUUUGCGCCAAGUGCGCAGUGCGACUAACUUUGCAGAUGGCGAACAAGAUGCAAUCAGUAAGGCUCAUGCGGAAGUUCGCAAACUAAGGUAUCACAUCAAGAAUCGGCAGGCCCCGCGUUUGGUUGAUCCUGCGCCGGGCCUGCUCAGUGACUUGCCUCCAAGAGACAUAUGCAAUGAGCUCGUCCAGCAUUACUUACGCACCCUUGGAAUGAUAUACCGCGUGCUGCAUAUUCCAACCUUCUAUCAGGAAUACGAACGCUUUUGGGUGGAUUCACAAUUAGCUUCAAAGGGAUUUGUUCUUAAACUUCUUUUGAUCCUUGCUAUCGGGUCCAUCUUCCACUGCAAGCCUGGACCACUAAAUGAGCUCGGUAUGCCGAUCCAGCGGUGGGUUUAUGCAGCUCAGUGGUGGCUAUCUGGUCCGUUUACAAAGGAGGUUUGCAACCUGGAAGGACUACAGGUGUACUGUCUUCUGCUUAUUUGCCGCCAGUCCUAUGCGAUGGACAAGGAGUCUAAUUGGAUGUCGGCUGGAACACUGCUACGACAAGCAGUUGGCCAGGGACUGCAUCGCGACCCCCGCCAUUUCCCAACGGUGUCGGUCUUCGAUGCUGAAAUGCGUCGCCGGAUAUGGGCCACUAUACUCGAGCUCAAUGCCCAACUAGCCAUCGAUGCCGCAAUGCCACCAUUGCUUGCUGAAGCAGACUACGACACUCAACCCCCAGCCAAUGUAGACGACGAGGAUCUCGACCCUUCAAUCACAGUCCUGCCUCCCAUACAGCUUCGAGAUUUCUUCACAGACUCCUCGUUGCAGAUUAUGCUUCUGCAGUCUCUCCCAACACGCUUGCAAAUUGCAAGAACGAUCAAUGAGUGCGGCCGCGAGCAGGUUUAUGAAACGGCACUCCAACUAGGCAGCGUACUUACAUCCGCGUGCAAAGAAAUGAGCUCGCUAUUCGGCGCUCAUAUGAUGAAUACCAAACGAUCGAAUUUUCGACCGACCCAAUUUCACUACCGACUAAUGGAUACCCUUCUCCGCCGCUUCUUAGUAAAUGUCUAUCGACCCUUCACAAUCCAGGCCGCGAAAGAUCCGCGUUUCUACCUCGCGCGAAAACUCAGUCUUGACUCCGCGCUCAUCAUGGCUUCGUAUGGAGAUGUUCCGGAGGGUACUGCGGAUACAGACCAGCAUCCCUAUCAAGACCUACAGCGACUUUCAUUCUCAGGCUCGGGGCUAUUCAAAAUGUAUCUAUCCCUGGACGUCAUUAUUGUGAUCUCGUCGGAACUUAUGGUUCAACUCGAAGACGAAUUUGCUGCCCAGCCAGAAGGCACUAUCGCACUCACUCAGACCGCUGUGGACCAGCUUGCGCAGGCUGCUCGGAUUCCACUUAUUCAGGCACUGGAACGUAUACAAGUUCACCUUUAUAAAAGUCUGGAAGCGGGUAUUCCUAGUAUGAAGCGGUACUGCUUGCUAGCAGGGGUACUGGCACAAAUUCAAGUCUUACGCCGCGAGCGGCCAGACGAUUGGUCUCAUACCCGUGACGCAUUUGUUGAUAGUAUGCAGACAUGCCGUACUCUGCUUGAACAAUAUCUCCUUGAGGCCCGGGUUGCUGAAGAUGGGCUUUUGCAAAAUGGGAUCGGCGACACAAACAUUUGGACACCCGAGAGUACAUUGGGCUCCAGCUUAAGCUCGGAGUUUAUGCUGAUUGGCAUGGGAUUGGAGGAUUUGAACUUCUGGGAUCUCCCUUCGUUUGAUGCCGGCACAUUCGAUCCCCCACAGCUUUGA
Messenger RNA from Penicillium verhagenii, 2334 nucleotides. Its product is annotated as Zn(II)2Cys6 transcription factor. The coding region runs from base 1 to 2334 and encodes 777 amino acids. The transcript is spliced from 3 exons. Gene Ontology annotation, cellular component: nucleus. Gene Ontology annotation, biological process: DNA-templated transcription; regulation of transcription by RNA polymerase II. The record is from RefSeq and is a predicted model, not a curated record. Gene Ontology annotation, molecular function: DNA-binding transcription activator activity, RNA polymerase II-specific; zinc ion binding; RNA polymerase II cis-regulatory region sequence-specific DNA binding. NCBI's taxonomy places the organism in Eukaryota, Fungi, Ascomycota, Eurotiomycetes, Eurotiales, Aspergillaceae.